Molecule: messenger RNA, 789 nt
Organism: Ilex paraguariensis (yerba mate)
Lineage: Eukaryota; Viridiplantae; Streptophyta; Magnoliopsida; Aquifoliales; Aquifoliaceae
Source: the annotation of a GenBank genome assembly
AUGACCAUGGUAAGGAACAAGUUGGUAAGACCAACAUUGGUGUAUUUUGAUUUGCUUUAUAAGAAUGGGCCAAUGGUACUUGCCCAUAGAGGUGUAAAUUGGGCCGGACUGGAAUUGGCACGGGCACGGCCACGACACGGCAACAAGAUUUUUUUNACCCCAGAUGACCCAAACCCAGAGCUUGAAACUCUUGAACUUUCAGAGGAAACUAUCACCAACCCAUCAACUGGGUCGUCCAAGAAUGAUGAUCCAUGGCUCAAAAAUAAGACCAACAAGAAGAAAAACCAAGUCUUUCUUGAAGGGUAUGUUGAGACAGCAGAUGAAGAUGAGCUGGGGAGGACAAAGAGCUUGACCGAUGAGGAUUUGGAGGAGCUUAGGGGCUGUUUGGACCUGGGUUUUGGGUUCAGCUAUGAUGAAAUUCCUGAGCUCUGCAAUACUUUGCCUGCUCUUGAGCUUUGUUAUUCCAUGAGCCAGAAGUUUCUUGACGAGCAUCAAAAGUCUCCAGAGACUUUGUCCGAUACAGCUUCGUCGACCUCAAGUCCUAUUGCCAAUUGGAAGAUCUCUAGUCCCGGUGAGUCUUUUGUGAAUUUUCUGCAAUAUGAUACAUUUAUUGCGCAAAUUGCAAGUUUUUUGUUCAUUGGAAGACAGUCAUUUUUCUUGGAAAUUCUUGGUUUUAGGUUUUCAAGGCUGCACACAAGCAAGAUGAAUGGAGAAGGGAAUUCAAACAUGCCACGGAAAGAUGGUGAGAAGCUUGUUUGUGUUUGGUUAGAGUUUGAACAGGGGAAGUAA